ACGAGGAAGGGCUCAGAGGAGGGCUGUGCCGGGGGCGGGACCAUGACGUUAAGGUCAAGGCGGGGCCUCCUCUUGUUCCUCCCUUGGCUGCGGCCGCCGCGGCGGUGCCUUUGCAUCGCCAAAAGGGGCCCUCUGACUUCUCACUGGGCCAGUCCGGUGCUGGGUGGCGGAGCCGCACACUGCUCCAGCCGGUCUUGGAGCGGGACUCCCUUCUUCCCCGAGUUGCGAGCAACUUUCCCUGCCCCUGGCGUUAAAGUGGCUCGGGGACCGUGGCCGCCGCAGGUGGGUGAGCCCCGGGCCCGGCUCUCCGCGUCCCGGUUGUAAGCUCGAGCAGGUCAAGUCUUUGGCGCGUGCACCGUGGGGGUCCCCCGCGUCGGCUCUGCAGGCGAGAUGCCUCUGGGACACAUCAUGAGGCUGGAUCUGGAGAAGAUCGCCUUGGAGUACAUCGUGCCCUGUCUGCACGAGGUUGGCUUCUGCUACCUGGACAACUUCCUAGGCGAGGUGGUGGGCGACUGCGUGCUGGAGCGAGUCAAGCAACUGCACUACAACGGGGCCCUGCGUGACGGCCAGCUGGCGGGGCCGCGCGCCGGCGUCUCCAAGCGGCACCUGCGGGGCGACCAGAUCACGUGGAUCGGGGGCAAUGAGGAGGGCUGCGAGGCCAUCAACUUCCUCCUGUCCCUCAUCGACAGGCUGGUCCUGUACUGCGGGAGCCGACUGGGCAAAUACUAUGUCAAGGAGAGGUCCAAGGCAAUGGUGGCUUGCUAUCCAGGAAAUGGAACAGGUUAUGUCCGCCAUGUGGACAACCCCAAUGGCGAUGGCCGCUGUAUCACCUGUAUCUACUACCUGAAUAAGAACUGGGAUGCCAAGUUACAUGGAGGGGUUCUGCGGAUAUUUCCAGAAGGGAAAUCGUUCGUAGCAGAUGUAGAGCCCAUUUUUGACAGACUCCUGUUCUUCUGGUCGGACCGCAGGAACCCACACGAAGUCCAGCCCUCCUAUGCAACCAGGUACGCUAUGACUGUCUGGUACUUUGAUGCUGAAGAAAGGGCAGAAGCCAAAAAGAAAUUUAGAAAUUUAACUAGGAAAACUGAAGACUGACUGUAGCUGGGAAAUCCGCUGGCCUCGUUCACUUAGUAAUGGUUCCUGAAACUUUAAGGAUCCAGAGCCAAAGAGUCUGUAAAAUCCCCUACUGCCUCCAUCAUUCACAUCCCUGUCUUGUUUGUGGUACUUCGUGUUUUCUUGCCAGGACUGAGUUGACCUUCAGACACUCUUUGCCAGAUGAACUCGUUAGCUAACUCUAGAAAUACCUGCCAACGUCCGCAUUGGCCAGCGGUUUAACGGAUAGGUUUGGGGAUCCGGCUGCUGAGAUGAGACCCAGGAGACCCAGGAGUGACUCUUAUUUGCACUUUAUGUAUAUUUCCUGUUUGAAAGGAGGAGGAUUGCAAAACACAUUGGUGACAGAUGCCACAAAGAGGCACCCUUGAAACCUUAGCAGCAAGAAACAGAGAUACAUAUCAUCUCAACAAUUUCCAGAUGUUAACCCGAGACUGGACAGUUACAACAACCUAAUGGCGUUAUUACCUCUAGGAAGGGUUGCUAUCAUCGUGAUCCAUUUAUAAAUGUCCCACGGUGGACACAACUUUUUCCUGGCCCUACAACCUGGACUUUCUAAAUCGAUGGCUUUCUUGUUGAAGAUGACAACUCCAUUACUCUCUAUUUUGACUUCUUACUUGGAGAACCUAAUUAUGCAGAGAAUAAAACUGGCCAUGUAGUUUGGGUUGUUUUUCUGGCAUCGAAAUUGGAAGUGAAAUCAAAGGACAGAAAAACUUCCUGGUAAUUCAGCAUAAUUCUUCUGCCCACUGUCUGGGCAGAGUAAAGCCUAGCGCUACCCAAUACUCUUGUGCGCGGUGAACAGGUCGAAAAGGAAGACGUGUUUGGAAGCGCAGGCAACCCCUUCGCCAGUGCGCCUUCCCACCGUUAUCAUUAGCAACGACGAAGAACAGUGCGCUGUAUUCUUGAAAGAGAUUGGAAAUAAAAAGAUCUCAAAGCCGUUAGAGUUCUGCCAAGUUGUCUGCCCCCACCAACUGUUCUUUAGCCGCCUUGAAGCUUGAGAGCCACCGGCUGGUAGUGCGGCCAGACUUGUGGAUGCUGCUUCCUCCAGAACUCCGCACUAAGCACCUGCUUUGUAAAAGCUAUCCGUCCUCGUUUUGGCUUCUACCUCCCCAUCUCUGAGAUCUCUAUAAUUUCUUGCUAGAAUCCCACGAGCAUCACAGACCCGGAAAUGUUUUGUUUCAUCGUGUUCAGAUGUACAGACUUUCCAAGAAAGAAGCUGGUCUUUUUCCUUCGAUCAUUUUGGAAGGUGUCAAGAAAGAACUGCCGUUCCUUCCCACCAUGGCUCUAUUUUAUUUUAUUUAGUAUUUUUCACCUUCUAACUUACGAUGUCAUUUCCUUAUUUAUUAUGUCUAUUGUCUUGUAGCCUAUGGUGUCUAGAGUGUUAAGUACAACAAAGACAGGGACUUUGUACAUGUUUGAUCAAUGCAACAUACUCCCAGCACCUGGCCCAUAGCAAGGGCUUAGUAAACAUGUGUUCAAUAAACUCAGCCUCCUCGGUAA
Molecule: messenger RNA, 2610 nt
Organism: Myodes glareolus (Bank vole)
Lineage: Eukaryota; Metazoa; Chordata; Mammalia; Rodentia; Cricetidae
Source: RefSeq, a predicted model, not a curated record